AUGGGAAAUAGUUCUUCUCUGAGUUAUUUGAAUCUAGGCGACAAUAAACUCACCGGAACUCUUCCAAAAAGUCUUGGCCAACUUUCAGUGCUAGAAGACUUUUACAUCUAUAACAAUAGGUUGGAAGGUGUUGUAACAGAAAGUCAUUUCUAUGAAUUAACACAACUAAAGGAAUUCAGUGCUUCUGGAAAUAAUCUGACUUUAAAAGUGCGUGGAAACUGGUUUCCACCUUUUCAAGCCUUAGAUUUUCAAAUAGGUGGCUGGAAUAUAGGCCCUUCAUUUCCCAUAUGGCUCCGAACUCAGAAGAUGAUAACGGUUGUUGACAUAUCAGAUGGUGGAAUACAAGGUGAGGUUCCAACUUGGUUUUGGAACUUGUCUUCUCAAAUUCAACUUCUCAAUCUUUCUCACAACCAAUUUGUUGGUGAGGUUCCAAUCAUCUCAACACCAUCUUGGUUAGUUGGAAAUGGAGAUGGUCAUUGGAUAAAAUACUUGGGUUCCAACAAAUUUAGUGGGCCACUACCGUUAAUUUCAACCUAUGUAACUGAGCUAGAUCUCUCGAACAAUUCUAUUUCAAAAGGUUUAUCUUACUUUUUGUGUGAAGCAAAAAAUGGAUCUUAUCAGUUAGAGAUCUUAAACCUCGGGGAAAACGAUUUAUCAGAAGAAAUUCCUGAUUGUUGGAUGAAUUGGCCAAAUUUGAGAGUUUUAAUCUUGAGGGACAAUAACUUGAUUGGAGGCGUACCAAGAUCCAUGAAGUUUUUGAGUAAUUUGCGAUCCUUGGACUUCCGAAGAAAUAGACUUAAUGGUCCAUUUCCUUCAUCCUUGGGAAACUGCACAAAACUGCAUAAAAUAGAUUUAGCUGAGAAUGAGUUUGUUGGGAAAUUACCUUCUUGGUUGGGAUUGAGGUUUCCAACCUUGGUAGUCCUUAUCCUUCGGUCCAAUAAAUUCGAUGAUGAAUUGCCUCAAGAACUUUGUCAUCUCAAAGAUCUUCAGAUCUUAGACCUUGCAAACAAUACAUUCAUUGGAAUCAUACCAAGGUGUAUUAGCAAUUUCAGUGCAAUGGUCAAAGGAAAAGCGGAAGUGGAAGAUUUUGAGUUACAUUAUUCCUAUGAUUGGGGACUUCUGAUAGAGAGCGCAAUGGUGAUGACUAAAGGCAACAUGUAUCAGUAUGACACCAUUUUGGUGUUGUUUACAAGUAUGGAUAUGUCUAGCAAUUAUCUUUCUGGACAUAUUCCUACAAGUAUAACACGUCUUGAAGGAUUAAGAUCAUUUAAUUUUUCCAAAAAUAACCUAACUGGUGGGAUUCCAAAUGGUAUUGGCGACAUGAAAGCAUUGGAAUCUGUUGAUCUUUCAGAAAAUCAACUUUAUGGUCAAAUCCCACAAAGCUUUUCGAGUUUGUUCACUUUGAGCUACUUGAAUCUAUCUGAUAACAAUUUAUCAGGUAUGAUACCAUUGAGCACUCAGCUUCAAAGCUUUAAUCCCACUAGUUUUCAAGGAAACAAACUCUGCGGGCUUCCACUCUUGGUGAACUGCAGUUCAGGUGGUAAAACUCCAAAUCAUGAGUAUGAAGAAGAUGAGAAUGACAAAGAUGAAGUGGAUUGGUUCUACAUUUCAAUGGCAAUAGGAUUUGCACUAAGCUUUUGGGGUGUAUGUGGUUCAUUGCUUUUUAAGAGAUCAUGGAGACAUGCUUAUUUUCGUUUCUUAGACCGUAGCUGGGAAUGGUUGCUUGCAAAGGCUCCGAUAUGUUGA
Messenger RNA from Lycium barbarum (goji berry), 1746 nucleotides. RefSeq names its product receptor-like protein EIX2. The transcript has a single exon. The record is from RefSeq and is a predicted model, not a curated record. The coding region runs from base 1 to 1746 and encodes 581 amino acids. NCBI's taxonomy places the organism in Eukaryota, Viridiplantae, Streptophyta, Magnoliopsida, Solanales, Solanaceae. Gene Ontology annotation, molecular function: protein binding.